AUGAAUGAGAACACCACAUCUUUAGCUGACUUGGUUGAUGGACAGCAAAAACCAACUGAAGACACAGAUGACAAAAGUAAAACACCAAGACACUCGCGAUGGACCAGACAAGAAACACUUGUUCUCAUAGAAGGAAAGAAGAUUGCAGAGGAAAGAACUCAUAGGGGGCGUAAAUCCAGUUCUGUGUUCGGUUCAGACAAGCCGGAACCCAAAUGGAAUUCGGUCUCCUCUUACUGCAGACAACAUGGAGCAAACAGAGGACCUGUUCAAUGCAGAAAACGAUGGAGCAACAUGAUCAGUGACUUCAGGAAAAUUAAAGCAUGGGAGUCACAAACAAAUGGAAGCAGCGAAUCUUAUUGGAUUAUGAGUAAUGAUCUAAGGCGAGAGAGAAAGCUACCAGGUUUUUUUGACAGAGAAGUCUAUGAUGUCUUGGAUGGGAAGGAAUUCACAGCAGAAGCAUACCAACUAGCUCUGGUAACCAUAACUACAGAUGAUAAAGUUGAGUAUGGGAUAGAAACAGCAGAAGAAGAGGAAGAGGAGGACGAGCAGGAGAACACAGAGGCUGAAGCAGUUUCUCAUACAGAUGGAUAUAUCAUGGCAGAUGAUGUUCUGUUUCCAGCCAUGGAGGAAAUUGGAAGCAACCCACUGAAGGAAGGGAUUGCCAAACAUAAGAAAGCUAAGUCCAUUCCCUCUCCCACGCCUAUAUCAGGUACAGCUGAAGGUGAACAGCCUGGAUCAGAUUUCUGGAAAAGCUCCAUUUUUAAGGACGGAGUGAAGAGAAAAAGACAAUCACCAGAUGGUUGUAUUGCUACUAGUCUGGGAUAUAAACUGCUGAAAACUUUGGAGCAAAACACCAACAUGCUUCAUGCACAACUUGAUGCUCAAAUCGACAACCAUCAACUGGACAGGGAGCAGCAGAAGGAACACACUGAUAGCUUAAUUGCUGCUCUUAACAAGGUUGCUGAUGCACUAGCAAGAGUUGCUGAUAAGAUGUGA
Messenger RNA from Nicotiana tabacum (common tobacco), 996 nucleotides. Its product is annotated as trihelix transcription factor ASR3-like. NCBI's taxonomy places the organism in Eukaryota, Viridiplantae, Streptophyta, Magnoliopsida, Solanales, Solanaceae. The record is from RefSeq and is a predicted model, not a curated record.